GCGCACACUCGCUUCACUCUAUCGCCCGCCGCUCGAUCGAUUUCCCGCCCUUUGUUUACGCCGGCGCGUGAAUUUCCACUACGCGUGUGAGGUUAGUGCGUUUUUUCACAAUAAUUCGCGUUGGGACUGGAAUAAAAAAAAAACUUGACCGAGUAGUGUUGUGUCUUGUUUGUUUAUGUGCAUUUACUAAAGACAGGUAUAUACAGGUACGGAGAAAGAUAUGACGUCGAAUGACUUUAGACUGGAGAGAAAUGUGGAGCUAUCGGCCGAAACGAGAGAGAUAGCUGAGAGAGAACUGAGGGAAACCCCAGAGAGGGUGAGAGAGGCUUUAGAAAGACUGAGGGAACUGCUGAAGGAGAACAAAGACUUGUACUUUGGUGAUGAUGAUGAAAUCCUCACAAUAUUUCUACGCCCCUGCAAAUGGUAUCCAGAAAGCGCCUUGGCACUUAUGCGACGAGUGGCCGAGUUCAAGAAAGAAAACGCAUGCUUACUGGACGGACUUCUUCCUGAACACGAAAUAAACUCUUUCUUGGAGCACAAGGUCGUGAACGUCUUGAAGGGCAGGGACCACAAGGGCCGUAGAGUGUUGAUCGUUAAUGUUGGAGGUAGUUGGGACCCAAAGAAGGUUACAGCUGACCAGCUGUUCCGGUUGUUCUACCUCAUCCAUGAGGCCGCCAUGCUGGAGCCCGAGUCCCAGGUGCGAGGGACCAUCGUGGUGAUGGACUUCCAUAAUAUGGGAUGGAGUCAGACGAUGGGUUUGACACCGAGCUUCUCGAAACGUCUGCUGACUUUCAUUCAAGACGCGAUGCCGCUGCGGUUGAAGGAGGUGCACUUCGUGAAGGAGCCCAUGAUCUUCAACGUCGUGUGGAAGAUGUUCAAGCCGCUUAUCAGAGAAAAACUAAAGAACAGAAUUUUCUUCCAUGGCUCAAAGAUGUCAUCUCUCCACAAACACCUUGAACCAAGUCACCUGCCGGCUGACUACGGUGGUGAACUGCCCACCAUAGACUACUCCGGCGCCGAGUGGUACCCCGUUAUCAAUGAAGUUCUGCCGCACAUACAUAAGUGGAACACUUACGGCUUUGCCAAAAAUACUUAAUAUUCAGACACAUUCUUUAAGCUAAGACCAGGACGGUAUAUUUUAAUGGCAUAACUACAAUAAGUAUUUUUUUAAACUUUUAUCAUCGUGGAAUUUUUCGGCUCACAUUCAUUAAAUGAAGACCAGUAAAGUAUAUUUUAUUUAUUAACGUCGUUAUUAGUAGUGCGUGUCAUGAAUUAGGAAAUCAAAGACCCAAUCGAAUUAGACGCCACGUGAACAUAUUGAUGUACUAUUACGGCCUUACAAAUAAACUUUGUAUAAACUUAUACCUGACUAACGCAAGAAUAUAAAAGUUAAUUACCAAUAAACAUUUUGAUUGUGAUUGGUUUAUUCGGACGUUUAACGUUUCCCGCGUUUAUUGGCAAUGCUGCUUGUCAUUCAGAAUACUUCCGAAUUAUCAUUGAAUUAAGAAUGUUGUCAGCGAUAUAGUCAGGUAUAGUUUAUUUAUAGGGCCUUUAGUGUCAAGUGUCAGAUCUGCCGUGACUACGAUUAAUGCAAUUGGAUCGAAAUAGCGGCUACAAAUAAAUAAAAUAUAUAUUGUGGGCACCUAUAAUAAUAAUAACUAUAUAAAGUUAACGAUGCUUUCGGUGAAAACCCGCAUUUGAAGAUAUUACUAUGUAAACUCAAAUCUGAGUUUCGGGCUUCUAUUAAAGGGAAGAAAAACUGAAUAUUAAAGCAACUCUAAGUAAAGGAUAGGAUCUCGUUUAUUGAACGAUACAAAUGAUCAGGUUUAUAUAAUAUUAUACUUAUUGUAGUGUUCACUGUACCUGCCAUGAGAAUGACAAUAACAUAAAUUAAUAGGGUCAUGGUUUGCCAUAAUAUUGUCUAGGGGACUUGCAGUAUAGAAGUUUAAAUAUAUAUGAUAUUGAUAAGUAGUUUUAUAAAAAAUAUUCCUAUCCAUGUGGCAGUUCUCAUUAUGUUAAUGUGUAAUUGUAGUUUGGAGGCAUUUGUAGUGGCUUAUUUAAGAAUACAGAACCGUAGAUAUAUUUGAUACUUCUAGAUAGACUGUGACAAAAAAAUAAGAAUACAGAACCGUAAAUAAUUACGUAACAGCAAGAGGCUUUGUCAGAGUAUUCCAAAUUUCAAAUAUAAACCCCCAUUAAAAAGAAAGAUUUUUUAAAUACAGUUGUAUUAUUAUAUGUGAAAUAGUUUCAAUAAACUAAAAAAUACACAAAAGUAUCAAUCUGUGGUUAUUCUUAAAGCCAGGUUCGUAUUUUGUUUGUUUUUUAAUAAAUAACAUUUUUUUUUCAUUGUUCUGUAUUCUUAGUUAAGAUAUAUCAUAAAAAUGGACCAAUUAUAUUAAGUAAAGACUUAUAAUUUUAAGUAAAAGGGCAGACAUUGUUAAGUAAAAGUUAUUCGUGCGUACAAAAAAUUUUUAGUAUAUAUAAGAAUAGUAUAAAAUAUAGAGGUUUUUAUAUGAAUUGACUUGAAUAUGGACCAAUGUUGAACGUGGAACACUGUGUUAUUAAUUAACGCGAUCUAAAGUUAUAACGAAUGAGCUUUUUGUGUUUAUCUUACCUCUGUCACUACAUAAUUAAUUAAUACAUGACAUGACAAAUUCAAAUUCAAAUAUUUUUAUUCAAAAUAGGAUUUAAAAUCACUUAUUGAACGUCAAAAUCUACCACCCAUUCAAAAGAGACUGCCUCAGACCUGAGAAGAAUGGGCGCAAGAAACUCAGCGGGCUGUUUUUUUUAAAAUAUAAAAUAUGGAUUACAAUGUAAUAUCGUACAAUAAACAUUUAUAAUUAAAGAGCCUGAGGGUGUUCGCUUUAUUCCCAGUCCGUGGUGUCAUUAAGAAUUUGCUUAUGCUGACAAGUAAUAUAACACCUGGAGUAGAUAACUUAACAUUUCGUUUAUAAUUAAGGCAGUAAUAGAACGGCGCACGCACACAUACACAUGAUUUACACGGCUUCUAAGCAAUCUUAGGAAGACAAAACUGCUGAGUGCCACGCCGGAUGCUAGACGCUGUCCGAGUCAUAUUAGCUGCGCCGUCCGCGUCAUCAAUCUUUUUGUAUGUACCAACCCUAGCGCUCCGCCCAGACAUAAGUAUAUAUUUCAAGGAGACCGCUGAGAUACACUACUGUUCUAUUACUGUACUUUUUUUUAUGAUAAUAAGGGACGAGACGAGCAGGACGUUCAGCUGAUGGUAAUUGAUACGCCCUGCCCAUUACAAUGCAGUGCCGCUCAGGAUUCUUGAAAAACUCAAAAAUUCUGAGCGGCACCACAAUUGCGCUCGUCACCUUGAGACUAAGAUGUCAAGUCUCAUUUGCCCAGUAAUUUCACUAGCUACGGCGCCCUUCAGACCGAAACACAGUAAUGCUCACACAUUACUGCUUCACGGCAGAAAUAGGCGCCGUUGUGGUACCCAUAAUCUAGCCGGCAUCCGGUGCAAAGGAGUUUUUAAACGUGAAGGUGUAGGUGGCGUAGCAUAUUGAACACGGGGCGAUUAACAUGACAUGUUUGAUAUCAUACACUUAUAAUAUAGUAGCUUAUAGACGACCUGGCAGCUCGAGAAUACGUUGCCAAUUUUGAUUUGUCUAUUCAAUUAAUUCAAAAUACUAGCUAGGGAGCUAAGUCCAAGUGUGGCUGACUGUUUACGACUUGACAAUAAAAAUCGGUUACAGUAACAAUAUAUUCGCUUACCUUUCCUAUCUUGCUGUAUCUGCGUUAGUAAUGUCCUUCCCUCUCGCACCUUUUGUUCGUCUAGACGCUAUUAUAUUGUAAGUCUGCUUGUGACUAUAGGUAGGUACUAUUUGUUUUUAUGAUUUUUGAGUUCCGAAUGUUCGUUAGAUUUUUGUAAUUGUAUUACAAAUUUGUUCAUUUAUGGUGAAUGUUAUUAUUGAAUACAUUUUGAUAAAUUGAAAAAUAUAUGAUAUGACCCAAACUAAAAAAUAUUUUUAUAAACAUUUUAUUAAUAUUAAUAUGUGUUUAUUAAGAAUUUCAUUUGUAAUAUAAAUAUAUAAGGCUGUGAGUGAGGUAAAGCUGUGACUAACAGUAUGUUACUGCAUACGAAAAUGUUAACAUAUUUAUGCCUUAUAUGAGAUGUGUUUUACGUUAGAUCAUUUAUUCGUGUAGAUAGACUGUGACAGGUGUGGAAACGUCGAAAAAAAUGUACAUGUUAACAGUUAGAACACAAAGUGACAUACAAAUCGUGAAUGUAAAACGUAGCUUGUCACACACUACACUAAUAAACCUGGCCUAUGUUCAUCGGUUGUCUAGCAGCAAGAGGCACUAUCCAGACGUAUAAAUUAGUAAAUAAGUAUUAGAAGUAGUAUGAAUACCGAAAUUAAAAAAAAGUUUUAUGAAACACACUUGAAUGGAGUUGGUAGGUGUUGUAAAUUACAAAAGUUAACACUUAUUAUAAAUAGGUUAUGUUAGAUUAAGAUAUUGUAUUAACAAAAUAAAGGUUAAUUCUUAAAUAAUUUAAACGUCUAGAUAGAAUGUGGCAGCUGUGAACAGGUCGAAAAAAUAGCGGCGAUCUGCUAACCUCUAUUGUCAGCAACGCUCGCACACUAACACAAAGUGUCUAACAAAUCGCGAGUGUAAGACGUAGCUGUCAAGCACACAUAAGUAAAUCUGGCCUGUUGUUAUGCGUUGCCUAUCUAGAUGUAUUAAUUAUUUUAGGUGUUAUUAUAGUACCAAAGUUUAUAUUAUGCGAAAUUAGAUAACAUAAAAUUAUUAAGUAAUGUUUUGGGAUUCUUUAUUAUACAUAUACAGCGUCGCGCUGUGAUGGCGAUAUUAAAUAAACAUACUGGUAUAACUCUUUAACCGUAUUUAUAAAAAAAUAUUUAAAAAUAAACUACAUAUUUCACUUAAAUAAAUCAAUUGUCCAUAAUAUCAUUUCGGAACACCCUGUAAGUAAUAUAGUGUAGUAGCCGUGCGCUAGCGUAGGCAUUGACACGUGCUCUCUUAUGCGACCACGUAAGUGUGAUUUAAAUUUUGUUUCUUAAAUAUAUGAUUUGUUGUUUUGAAAAUUUCAAUUAAUAAAUUUUAAUUUUAAAAUUAUUUUUUACGAUUAUGAUUCAGUUAGAUAGCUCUACCGCGUUCAUUUAAUGUCGCCAUUUAACAAAGAAUUCAUUUAAUAAAUGAAAUAAUCAACUACGUUAAAAUGUUUUUGUUUGUGAAAACAAUUUCGCCGGUAACCUGUUUGCUCAAUGAUGUAGAUAUGUUUCGCGUAAACGAAUGAAUGUGACAUAAAUAAAUUGCAAGUAAUUAUUAAGAA
Leptidea sinapis is the source of this 5317-nucleotide messenger RNA. Its product is annotated as retinaldehyde-binding protein 1. Gene Ontology annotation, cellular component: membrane. The coding region runs from base 221 to 1096 and encodes 291 amino acids. The transcript has 6 exons. The record is from RefSeq and is a predicted model, not a curated record. Lineage: Eukaryota; Metazoa; Arthropoda; Insecta; Lepidoptera; Pieridae. Gene Ontology annotation, molecular function: phosphatidylinositol bisphosphate binding.